GAGGCGGGAGCCCGCAGGAGCUCCGCAGAGGAGCCGCCGCCGCCUCGCAACAGGUGCCGGGGGAUGUGCGCCCCGCCGGCCGGCGCAAGGGGCAGCCCCGCCGCGGCCCAAGACGCCCAGGAUGAGCUCGGCCACGGCAGCAGCUUCCCAGCGACAGGCUGUGCACAGCCACUUGGAGGCACCCGCUGGAGCCGCCAUCCUUUGCCACAACUGUGGGAGCCCCUGCAAAGGAGAAGUGCUGCGAGUGCAGAAGAAGUAUUUCCACAUUAAGUGUUUCGUUUGCAAAGCGUGCGGCUGUGACUUGGCCCAGGGGGGCUUCUUUGUCCGACAAGGGGAUUACGUCUGCACGUCGGACUACCAGCGGCUCUACGGCACUCGGUGCUUCAGCUGUGACGGGUUCAUUGAGGGCGAGGUGGUCUCUGCCCUGGGGAAGACCUACCACCCAAACUGCUUCGUGUGCGUCCUCUGCAGGCAGCCGUUUCCUCCCGGGGACCGUGUGACUUUCAAUGGCAAGGAGUGCGUCUGCCAGAAAUGCUUUCUGCCCCCGGCUGGGGCCAGUUUUCCCGUCCUCCGAAAUUGCGGGAACUGUGGCUCCGAAAUCAAGAACGGCCAGUCUUUGGUGGCCUUGGGCAAGCAUUGGCACCUGACCUGCUUCAAGUGCAGGGUUUGUGGGAAACUUCUCACUGGGGAAUAUAUCAGCAGGGAUGGCGUUCCAUAUUGCGAAAGAGACUAUCAUGCUACAUUUGGGAUCCAGUGCGACCGUUGUGGGAAGUUUAUCACUGGGAGAGUUUUGGAGGCUGGAGAAAAGCAUUACCACCCGACCUGUGCCUCCUGUGAUAAGUGCAAGCAGAUGUUCGCUGAAGGAGAAGAGAUGUAUCUCCAAGGAUCGUCCAUUUGGCACCCAGCUUGUCGACAGGCAGCCAAAGUUGAAGAAAAGGCCAAGUUGCAGGAAACCCGAACAUCGUCUGAAAGCAUAAUUUCCGUACCCCCUUCAAGUACAUCGUGCUCCCCAAGCCGAAUAAUUUACGCCAAACUGGGGGAGGAAAUCCUUGACUACCGAGACUUGGCUGCCCUCCCUAAGAACAAGGCCAUCUACAACAUUGACCGUCCGGACAUGAUCUCCUACUCCCCCUACAUCAGCCACUCCACCAACGACCGGCGCAGCUAUGCCGAGGGAGACCAAGAGGAGCAGCCCCUCAAGCCCUGCCGGAUUUCGAGCCCCAGUUCCACCAGCUCGCUGGGCUAUGGGCGCACCACGCCUCUUUGCACUUCGCCUCCGAAUUUCAGCCGGGCAGGCAGUGAAAGUGGCCGGAGCACCCCCAGCUUAUCCCUCUGCUCAGACGGCAAAUCCGCAUCCUCCUCUCUCUAUCAGCAGGCUCCCAAACAUUUUCAUAUUCCAGAGGCUGGAAUAAAAGAUAACAUCUAUAGGAAACCCCCCAUCUACCGACAGCAUGGUACAGUCUGCUUUGCUCCCCUCCCUGGCUCAAGAAAAUCAGAUGGAGACGGGAGUUCUGAUCAAGACAGCCAGAAGGUAGAUUUCAGCAACAUCCAUACGGCAGCAGUCAGGCCUCUCUUUUGCAAUCCAGUGCUGUGAUAAAACCGCAGAGCAGAGGGAGGUCCUCAAACUUGGCAACUUGAAGACGUGU
Thamnophis sirtalis is the source of this 1646-nucleotide messenger RNA. The record is from RefSeq and is a predicted model, not a curated record. Lineage: Eukaryota; Metazoa; Chordata; Lepidosauria; Squamata; Natricidae.